GUCGCUGUCGUGUCUGUGUUAUUGUUUUGAGAUGUCCUAUCGUUCACCUCAUCUCAUAAUAUACCUUCCCUUUACCUAUAUUUCUUUCUACAUCCCUGCCCAUCUAUACUGCAAAAGCUCACGCACUGUCUACCGUAGGACAAUUGAUCGCCUACAUCAUCAAUUACUAUAUGACUCCAUUCAUUAGUCUACUACAGUGUUUACACAUAUGUCGCCUGAGCCAUCAAAGUUAAGCAAAGGGCUGUCUUCUCUUUUAGCCAACUCGUCUUCUCUUAGUACUUAGUGCAUCAAUACUA
Aspergillus caelatus is the source of this 296-nucleotide messenger RNA. RefSeq lists its product as uncharacterized. The coding region runs from base 32 to 187 and encodes 51 amino acids. NCBI's taxonomy places the organism in Eukaryota, Fungi, Ascomycota, Eurotiomycetes, Eurotiales, Aspergillaceae. The record is from RefSeq and is a predicted model, not a curated record. The transcript has a single exon.